GUAUCCCUAUGGAGUACGGAAUAGGCCCGAUAGACCCACCUUCGGCAAACGAUGAAACUCGCUUCUGGACUGGUUGAAAGCUCGGUUUCGGACGUCCGAUAUUCUUACUAUACUCGGGAUUUUAUGGAGCCGGGUAAAACGGCAUUACCACUGGGGAAAGCGCCAAAGUAAGCGCGAGCUUGAUACGAUGAAUGAUAGUACUCGGGGUAGUGUCUGGGCUGGGUCUGAAAUUUUUUUACGGCCUUUCGAGAAUGACAGGAGGCUCCACUUAUGCUCGGAGAUGCAAUAUAUACUACCAGUCCCCUACUUUUUUUUUCUGUCGAGCCCCGGUGACGUCUUGGUUACGACUCUUUUGACUAUUUUGUUACCACGGCUAGCAUCGUUCUUGAUAUGCUUUUUGAUAUCGCUAUACAAUAAAACGGCUAUCGGUUGAAUUGAGAAAGUUAUCCGGAGACCCUAUUUCCAUUCGGAAAAUUUACAGACAAUGACAGAGCACGGUCGUGCCUCUCGAUCAUCCAGCGACGAGGACAUUUCCUCGAUUGACGAUGAAAGACAACGUGCGAUAAACGGCGAUAGCAACAGCAAUGCCAAUGGAGGAAACCUGGAAAAGCAGACCACUGCGUCUAGCUUGUCCAUGUUCGAGAGUCGCGCGCAAUCGGUAGUUUCGAGGAUCCGGAGUCGAGAUCCUGGCCAGACAAUACCGUUUAAUCAUCCGUUAUCGCAUACGAAGACUUCGACGGAUGUGAUUGUUGAUUUUGAUGGGCCUGAUGAUCCGUAUCGGCCGUUGAAUUGGCCGUUUCGUAAGAAGGCGAUUACGACGGUGUUGUAUGGAUUGACUACUAUGGGCGCAACUUGGGCAAGUUCGAUUUUCUCUACUGGCACUGCACAGGUUGAUGCACAAUACGGUGUUGGCUCAGAAGUCGGUUUACUGGGAACCUCAUUGCUGCUGUUUGGUUUUGGUAUUGGUCCCCUUCUAUGGGCACCGCUAUCCGAAGUCUACGGCCGCAAACCAGCAGUUUUAAUGCCCUACUUCAUCGCCGCGAUCUUCUCAUUUGGCACAGCAACAGCCAAAGACAUCCAAACGAUCAUGAUCACUCGAUUCUUCACUGGCUUCUUCGGUUCCGCACCAGUCACCAACACCGGCGGCGUCCUGGGCGACAUCUGGACAGCCGAGCAACGCGGCGCCGCCAUCGUCGGCUACGCCAUGGCCGUCGUCGGAGGCCCAGUCAUCGGCCCCAUCGUCGGCGGCGCAGUCGUCCAAAGCUACCUAGGCUGGCGCUGGACCGAAUACCUAACCGGCAUCCUAAUGAUGUUCACCCUCACUCUGGACAUCCUCAUCCUCGACGAAACCUACCCCCCAGCCCUCCUAGUCUACAAAGCGCGCCGCCUCCGCUUCAACACGGGAAACUGGGCCCUGCACGCCCGCCAUGAAGAAUGGGACGUCACCUACAAAGAACUAACCAACAAAUACCUAAUCCGCCCUUUCCAACUUCUCGCCACCCCCAUCUGCUUCCUCGUCGCCCUCUACGCCUCCUUCGUCUACGGCAUCCUGUACCUAUGCCUGGCCGCUUUUCCCAUCGUUUUCCAAGAAGUCCGCGGGUGGAACCAAGUCGUCGGCGCGCUACCUUUCCUCGGCAUAUUGGUAGGCGUGCUCUUCGGCGCAGCCAUCAACCUCACAAACCAGAAAUUCUACAUCGCCCGCUUCAAAGCAAACAACAACUUCCCCGUUCCCGAAGCCCGUCUUCCGCCCAUGAUGCUCGGCUCCGUCUUCUUCGCAGCGGGCCUCUUCAUCUGGGCAUGGACAGGCAACUCCGCGUCAAUCCACUGGAUCGCGCCUGUCAUCGGGACUGUCCUCAUGGGUUUCGGAUUCUUCACUAUCUUCCAAGCCGCGCUGAACUACCUCAUCGAUACGUUUCAGAAGUUCGCAGCGAGUGCGGUUGCAGCGAAUACAUUCGUGCGGAGUAUGUUCGCCGGCUCGUUCCCGCUGUUCGCGCAGAUUAUGUUUCAUAAUAUGGGGGUUGGGUGGGCUGGUUCGGUGCUGGGGUUUAUUGCCGUGGCGCUGAUUCCGAUUCCGUUUUUGUUUUAUAUUUUUGGGAAGAGGAUUCGGGCAAGGGGGAAGUGGUCUAGGGCGUCGGUUUAUGGGCAUGACUAACUGCCCCCCUCCCUCGAGUAAUCGCUUGGUUGAAAAUACUUAAUUUGGAAAUAUGCCCUGGUACAUAUUAUGGGUUGAAAAGUUAUGCUUUCUGUUUACGACAUACCCCGACUGUUAAUGUUUUCUAUUGUCUUGUGAUACCAUUGAUAUGCAUAUGCGUGGUUAGGGCUCUGCACAUAUUAUGAUGGAUUUGCAUUACCAUGGCUGUAUUUAAAAACUAAUUCACAUAUUAAGAACUGUAUAA
Messenger RNA from Aspergillus glaucus CBS 516.65, 2396 nucleotides. Its product is annotated as MFS transporter. Bases 485 to 2152 code for a protein of 555 amino acids. Gene Ontology annotation, biological process: transmembrane transport. The record is from RefSeq and is a predicted model, not a curated record. Gene Ontology annotation, molecular function: transmembrane transporter activity. The transcript has 3 exons. Lineage: Eukaryota; Fungi; Ascomycota; Eurotiomycetes; Eurotiales; Aspergillaceae.